Molecule: messenger RNA, 162 nt
Organism: Helobdella robusta
Lineage: Eukaryota; Metazoa; Annelida; Clitellata; Rhynchobdellida; Glossiphoniidae
Exons: 2
Biological process (GO): regulation of transcription by RNA polymerase II; sex differentiation
Cellular component (GO): nucleus
Molecular function (GO): DNA-binding transcription factor activity, RNA polymerase II-specific; RNA polymerase II cis-regulatory region sequence-specific DNA binding
Source: RefSeq, a predicted model, not a curated record
CGCAACCCAAGAUGUGCUCACUGCAGGAAUCACGGCGUGCAGACGACUUUGAAGGGUCACAAGGCUUACUGUCCCUACAGGAACUGUAACUGUGGUCAGUGCCAGCUGGUCAGAAUGAGACAGAAGGUGAUGGCGAAGAAUGUGGCUCUGAGAAGGAGGCAG